AUGAAGCCAGCAUCGAUUAAAACUAUUCUCUACACUUCUCUGCUGUGUCUGAGCACUGCUCAGGCACAAACUGAUCCACUGAGCGUUUCGCACAUCUCUUCCAGUACACCCAAUGUUGCCUGCACCUUCUUCGGUAUCGAUCAUAGUGUUACUACUGUGAUCGGGGUAGGAAGUGUGGAUGUUGGGCCCCCUCAGACCCAGGUCCGGGGCGCCUGCCGUACUGGAAAUGUUCCUCCGACUGAACCAAUCCAACCUCAGCCCUCAGAGGGUCGGGUCUUGAUUACUUUUAUUGGGGCUGCUAAUGCCCAAUUUGACCAAUGGUUCCCUGUCAACGGUGCUAAUACUCCAAUUUCCAACCCUCUUAGCGUCUCCCAUAUCAUGUCCAACACUGCGAAUGUCAGAUGCACGUUCAAUGGAGUGGACCAUAGCGUUACGGUUCUCAAUGGCGCAGAGACAGUCGACGUUGGUCCCCCUCAGACCCAAGUCUCUGGGGAAUGUCGCACGCCCUAG
Messenger RNA from Aspergillus terreus NIH2624, 510 nucleotides. RefSeq lists its product as uncharacterized. The transcript is spliced from 3 exons. The record is from RefSeq and is a predicted model, not a curated record. Bases 1 to 510 code for a protein of 169 amino acids. NCBI's taxonomy places the organism in Eukaryota, Fungi, Ascomycota, Eurotiomycetes, Eurotiales, Aspergillaceae.